AUGCGUCUUUUGAGGUACAGCCUCGAUCAAACUCCAACUAGUGGUUCUGUGUUAACUUCUAAGGUGUGUUUGGAUUGUCCUGUGGAAAUUUCUGGUAGAACCUUCUUGAUUGAUCUGAUUUGUUUGCCUUUGAGCCAGAUUGAUGUUACUCUUGGUAUGGACUGGUUAUCUUCAAACCAUGCCUUGUUAAACUAUUUUGAUAAAAUUGUGGUGUUUGAUGGUCCUGGAGUCAGUAAGGAUAUGAUGUUUAUCUCUGCCAACCAAGUUGUGACAACUUUAAAAGAAGAUGCUCAAGUGUACAUGAUCUUGUCUAACCUAGAAAUAGAGACAAAGGUUUCCAUGUGUGACCUCCCUGUUGUUAGAGAGUUCCCUGAAGUCUUCCCUGAGGAUAUAUCCGAUGUACCACCCGAGAGAGAGAUAGAGUUUUCCAUAGACCUAGUACCUGGUGCUAAGAUUUUAGAAGGGGAGGCUCAGAAGUGGCCUCAAGAGAUUUCUCCAAAAUGGCUGCAACUUCUUGUGUUUCAACUACCCUUUUUCUUCUGA
This is a messenger RNA of Glycine soja, 543 nucleotides long. RefSeq lists its product as uncharacterized. The coding region runs from base 1 to 543 and encodes 180 amino acids. The transcript is spliced from 3 exons. The record is from RefSeq and is a predicted model, not a curated record. NCBI's taxonomy places the organism in Eukaryota, Viridiplantae, Streptophyta, Magnoliopsida, Fabales, Fabaceae.